CCGCUGGGAAGUCGGGGCGAGGGGAGCGGGGAGCUGGGUCUCCAAGCCCCUGGUGCGGGCUCCUUCGCCCCCACCGGCCGAGCCUGCCGGUGCCAGGGUGGGGGUGGGGGGGCGCCUCGCCCCGCCUCCGGAGGCCUCGGCCCCACGCGGCCCCACCAGCUGCCGUUGUCCCGUGGGCCCUGGGCCCGGCACACUGGGGCUUUGUCCAGUCCCCGCCGCGACCCGCGGGAGGGGCCCCCACAUGACCGAGGGGGUAGGAGGAGCCUGCGGCGGUGGCGGCGGCGGCGGCUCCAUCAGUUCCCUCCGUGGCCGGGGGUCGGCGGGCGGUGACGGCGGCUGGGCCGGGCUGGGCGCGGCCGCGGACGCCGGGCCCCCUGCUCCCCGCCAGGCCGCCGGCGCUGGGCCUGGGCCAUCGCGGCAGCUGUGACCCGAGCGCGGUCGGGGCUGCGAGCUGGGGGUGCGGCCGGCCCCCCGGCCCGGGGAUCAUGGGGAAUGGCAUGACCAAGGUACUUCCUGGACUCUACCUCGGAAACUUCAUUGAUGCCAAAGACCCGGAUCAGCUGGGCCGAAAUAAGAUCACUCACAUCAUCUCCAUUCAUGAGUCACCUCAGCCUCUGAUGCAGGGCAUAACCUACCUUCGCAUCCCAGUAGCCGACAACCCUGAGGUACCCAUCAAAAAGCACUUCAAAGAAUGUAUCAACUUCAUCCACUGCUGCCGCCUCAACGGGGGGAACUGCCUUGUGCACUGCUUUGCAGGCAUCUCUCGAAGCACCACCAUCGUGACAGCGUAUGUGAUGACUGUGACGGGACUAGGCUGGCGGGAAGUGCUCGAAGCCAUCAAGUCCACCCGGCCCAUUGCUAACCCCAACCCAGGCUUUAGGCAGCAGCUUGAAGAGUUUGGCUGGGGCACUUCCCGGAAGGAAUCAAUGGAAAAAAUAUCCUCGGCUUCGCCGGCAGCUGGAGGAGCGCUUCGGAGAGAGCCCGUUCCGCGACGAGGAGGAGAUGCGCUCGCUGCUGCCGCUGUGCAGGCGCUGCCGGCAGGGCUCCGCGACCUCGGCCGCCUCCCCCGCGCCGCAGGCCUCGGCCUCCGAGGGGACCCUGCAGCGCCUGGUGCCGCGGGCGCCGCGGGAAGCCCACGGGCCGCUGCCGCUGCUGGCGCGCGUCAAGCAGACUUUCUCUUGCCUCCCGCGGUGCCUGUCCCGCCGAGGCGGCAAGUGAGGCGCCCGCCCCUCCUCCUCCUGGGCGGUCCCCCGACGGGGGCUGUCUGGGCCGCCCACGGCCUCCGGGAGCGCCCAGCGCCGGGGGGCGCCCCGCGGCGGCCGGCCCCCUGCUCCUGCCCGCUCCGCCCGCCCUGCUGGUCUGCGGCCGUGCGCCCGCCCCCGGCCCGGCUCCUCUGGGUGGGGCCCGCCUGCUGCAGUCACCUGGUGCCUUAGGCCUGGGGUUGGGGGGGCACGCGGCCCCUCCUCUUAAGGCGGAG
Messenger RNA from Myotis daubentonii (Daubenton's bat), 1477 nucleotides. RefSeq names its product dual specificity phosphatase 15 (gene DUSP15). The record is from RefSeq and is a predicted model, not a curated record. Lineage: Eukaryota; Metazoa; Chordata; Mammalia; Chiroptera; Vespertilionidae. Gene Ontology annotation, molecular function: protein tyrosine phosphatase activity. Gene Ontology annotation, cellular component: cytosol; plasma membrane. Gene Ontology annotation, biological process: signal transduction; protein dephosphorylation.